This is a messenger RNA of Mercenaria mercenaria, 3672 nucleotides long. Its product is annotated as toll-like receptor 2. Lineage: Eukaryota; Metazoa; Mollusca; Bivalvia; Venerida; Veneridae. The record is from RefSeq and is a predicted model, not a curated record. The transcript has 3 exons. Gene Ontology annotation, biological process: toll-like receptor signaling pathway; immune response. Gene Ontology annotation, cellular component: membrane. Gene Ontology annotation, molecular function: transmembrane signaling receptor activity; protein binding. Bases 396 to 2498 code for a protein of 700 amino acids.
CCGUAAAAAGUAAUUAAGAUUGUUAAGAAGAUGUGCAAUAUAAUGCAUGAGUAUUCACGCCUUCUAAGUGAGCACAAUAAAUAAUUAUCUCUCUGCUGCAAUGUAGUUAAACUUAUGCUUGUGUCACUCAAGACUAAUCUGGAUAUAGAUUUUGAGGAAUAAAGUUUCAGCAAUGAUCAAUAUUGAUACCUAGUUGUGCAUAAGGGUUUUUGUAUCAAUUGCUCUGCAAUUUCCUGGAUUAUGGUCCUGUGUUGUCAACGAAGUCCAGCUCACCAGUAGGACAUCCAAUUGACUGUUUAAAGCGUAGACAUUCCCAAGAGAAAGGCUUGCUACGAAAAUGAGAGGAAGAAAGUACUAUUAUCGGUUAAUGUUCAUUUAGAAUAUACAGUCACAGAAUGGUAAAACACACCAGUACGUCGUUACUUCUCCUGAUAUUUCUAUAUUGGAGCACAAAACCUGGAGAUUUAGCAAUCCUAAACAAAGAAAACUCGUUAUUUUUCUGUGAUUUUGAUAACAGCACUUUGAAACUAGUCAUAAACAAUGGCUUCAUAGAGGAACAGGUUAUAAAAUGCUUAGAAACUUAUAACUAUGCAGAAACACUGGUGCUUAGUAAAAGUAGAUUGAAGACAAUUCCAAAGUAUUUAAGUAUUCUAAACAGACUAGUAAAUUUAGAUUUGUCACACAACGAAAUAGCUACGGUUUCAUUCACGGCGUCACAGCAGAUUUGCAAAAAAUUGAAAAAGCUUGUUCUGGAUAGCAACGAUAUUCAUGUAAUACGGCCGGGAGAUCUAGAUUGUUUACAAUCACUAGAGAGACUAUAUCUUGCCAACAACAACUUAGCAAUUAUUGAGAAUGGAACAUUUACUGACGGAUUAAAGGCGAUAGAUUACAUCAACCUUGUACAUAACAACCUGACAACCAUUGACACUAGUUUAUUUAGCAAAGUCCUACUUUCUGAUAAGUUGCGCAUGAGAGUAAAUGCGUCAUGGAACAGAAUAACUGGAUUCACAAACUCAGCUAAUAUCACAAUACAAGACGUUUCUCUGUUAACCUCGAUUGGCAUUGUUCUUACUCAUAAUAAUAUCACAACUGUUGACAUACCAUACUACUUCAAAAUGUUUAAUGUUACACACCCAUUUCCACAGCUGCUUCGAUUUGGAAACAGCGGUAUUGAUGUCCGUUUUAAUCCUUUUGUGUGUGAUUGUGCACUAUAUCCGCUGGCCUUAGCGCUAAGAAAGUUUUAUAAAAUGGAUCCAGAUAAUCCUGUAUUUUCAAUAACGUGUGGAACUCCUCUAAGUUUGGAGGGGAUGAUGGUUCGCAAGGUAGAGCCUAAGCAGUUCAACUGUUCCGUUACCCAGGACUGUCCUGAUGCCUGUAUAUGUACAAAAACCAUCGCUGUCGGUCUCAUUACCGUUGACUGCAGUGAUCAGUACAAAGCUAAUGAUCUCCCUAUUACAUGUCCAGUAGCAGAUACGAUUAACAUCAAUAUCAAAUCCGGUCACUUGAAAAGACUUUCCCCAAGAAAAUAUCUGCACAAUGUAACAGUGUUUGAUGUAUCACAAUGUGCAGUUGCCGAUAUUGAUCCUUCUAUCGUUGAAGUGCUGGAAGGCACCAGAAAAACAUUGAUAUACGUUAAUGACAAUAAUUUGGCAACUAUUCCAAAAUCAUUUCAAAAGUUUAGUUUUAGUGAAGGACAAGUUUUAACCAUCGAUGGAAAUCCUUUCAACUGCGACUGCCACACAUUAUGGAUGAAGAAAUGGCUACUGUCAAACAAAAAUCACAUCUAUCACCAAGAUAAAAUAAUAUGCGCAACUGGAACUGGAAAAGGUAGGCCGAUGGUUGAAGUUUCGGACAGCAAAUUUGUUUGUCAAACAAGUCUUACAUUCGUAUACAUACUUUGCAUUUCUGUUGGAUCGCUGGUUUUCAUUUUACUUUUUGCAGUCACAGCUCGCAACAUAAACAGCAUCCAAGUUUUUAUGAUAUCACAUUUUGAUAUUUGUAAAUACUGUUUUAGGAAGAGAACACAUCGACAUUUGCUUUAUGAUAUCUUUAUACCACAUUCUUGUGAAGACGACCACAUCAUUGAUACUAUUAGUAAUCGUUUGGAACGCCACAAUCCGCCAUAUAAAAUUUGCAUUGGUGAAAGAAACUUUGAACCAGGUAGAACAAUAUCCGAGAACAUUCUCGAUGCGAUAGAAUCUAGUCAUACGACAUUACUCAUUGUCUCAAACAACUUUCUUAGAAGUGCCUGGUGCAACAUGGAAUUUCGAGAGGCCCACAUGAGAUUCCUAAGGGAUAGGAAUAUAAACAUGGUGUUGAUUAUAUUAGAGGACUUGGAUGAAACUCUUCUUUACAGAGAACUAAGACUGUACUUAGACACACAUGUGUAUAUAAAAUACAGCGACACACAUUUUUGGGCAAAACUUUUGCAAUGUCUUCCCAAUAUGAUUCCAAGCAAUUCUGCUCUAGACGAAACAUCGCCGCUUAUUUCAAAUUAGUCUACUUUGUUUUAUCAAUUUUGUAUAAGACAUUAAGAAGAAGCAGAAAGAGUGGUAUCUCGACUGCUUAAAUACGAUUCACUUUCGUCAGUAUCGCCAAAACUGUAUAAACAUUAGCAUUAUAGACAUACAGACACUUACACGCAUAUACGUUUUUGCAUAAUUGUUUUCCCUGAAAACCAGAUAAACCUCUUCAUUUAGUUUAUAUUUAUAUCUUUUGAAAUGUGUACAUAUCUCAAAUUUUAAAAACUCUCUUGUAUGCAACUAUCUUUGAGAUAAUUCAUGUCGUUUGAAUGAUUGUAUUAUCUCUUGCAUAUACACAUAACUAUUAUUAACAUUUUCAUCUUUAAGGCAAACUAUCACAUUGAAAUUAGACAUCAGUUGUAACAAAAUGUUCUCUUUCCAUGAACAAAUGAUUUUAUUACCAUCAUCAUUUUAAAGACAGGUCGGUUCUAUCUGAUAAACACACGAUGUGUAUAUAUAUUUGACUUUUGUACAUUUCAACUUAAAGUUUUCUAAUUUCUAUUCCAGUAUUUAUUAUAAUUGAUCAGUUGUUUUAACAAUUGUUUGGCUUGCUAAAUUUAGUAAUGUUUUCUGGGUGAUGAUUUGUAGUAUAAUUUAAAUCUUGUUAUACAGUUUCGACUUUUUUGUAAUAAACACGAAAUAUAUGAAGCUCUUCAUCAAUAUAUGCAUGCUACCUAAAGUAAAACUGUAUGAGUUCAAUACUUUAUUGUAUUUUGUUAUUUUAAAUACAAAACUAAAUGUUUCUUUACAAACAUUGAGCAAAGCUGAUCAUUACAGUAGAUCAGCUGAGGUCAAGUUUAUCAUUUGCUUCCUCAUAACGAUUAAUAUUAAGUUCUCGUGUGCUUACUGCAUAAUUUCUCCUUUGUGACUAAAAUGAAUCAAUUAAAACCACUUGAUAUAAAACAAUAUACACUAUGAUAACAUCAGUGUCAUAUGAUUGUCAUUAUGAAUAUUGUAAACAAUUGUAUUUCCAAGGUUAAGAACAUGUUAUAUCACGCAGAUGUUAAAUUUAGCAUUUUUAGAUUGCCAUUGUUUGCUUUGUGAUACUAUUAAAAAAUUACUGUAAAUUUCAUUAAAUCUUUAAUGUUGUUUACUGAGGAGCCAGUUUCGUAUUUUAAUUUGCUUUAUGAAUAAAAGAGAUUAUUUUAAA